This is a messenger RNA of Ruditapes philippinarum (Manila clam), 975 nucleotides long. Its product is annotated as potassium voltage-gated channel protein Shaw-like. The record is from RefSeq and is a predicted model, not a curated record. The transcript has 6 exons. Gene Ontology annotation, molecular function: voltage-gated potassium channel activity; protein binding. NCBI's taxonomy places the organism in Eukaryota, Metazoa, Mollusca, Bivalvia, Venerida, Veneridae. The coding region runs from base 469 to 975 and encodes 168 amino acids. Gene Ontology annotation, biological process: protein homooligomerization; potassium ion transmembrane transport.
CCUUUAUACAAGACAGAAACGCUGCGCAUGUCUGCUGACUUCAUUGAAAGAGUAAAAAUAGUUACAAAAGCAUAAUCAUCUUAAAAUCUGCUGUAAAAAGUUUGUUGCUUCAAACUGAUAUUAUAGUGUGCUGUUUCCAUGUUCAUUAAUUAAGGUUUACGGAAUAUUCCCGGAUAAAUGUGAAAUUUAGUGUAAUAUCUUUGACUUGAUAUAUCUAAAGCAUUUUACAAUAUUCAGCAACAGCAUAAACAGGCUAAUUAGGUUUUGGAAUUCGAGUUCAGCUAAACAACUGUUAAAGGCAGGGUCAACAACGAUCAGUCGGUAAAAAACCUUUGGAUUUAAGUUAACUCGUGAGGUAUCAAUAUCUGAAUUUAGAUCAUAAAGGAAGAAAUCCAAACCUGAUUUUAGAACAGUCAGUGAGAUAUCAACACUUAAAUUUAUGCCAGGAAAUGAAAUAUAACAACGGUAAUGAGUAUGGAAAACAGUAUGUCGUCUGCAAUUGAAUCUAACAGACUUCUGGAAGGAAAUGAUUCUGGAAAUGAAACGCUGACCUUUAAUAUUGGAGGAGUUAUAUUCGAAACUUAUAGAUCUACAAUAAUGCGAAUUAAAAGCGGUCCUCUGACAGACGAAAGCUUUUUGGAGGCUAAUCAUAGACCUGGGAAAAAUGACUACUUCUUUGAUAGAGACCCUGAUGCUUUUAAGAUAGUGUUAAACUUUUUACGAACUGGUAAGGUUUUCAUCCCGUCACACAUCGAUGGUCCGCUUGUUAGGAAUGAACUAAUGUUUUGGGGAUUGACUCCUGAUUUGGAAGUGAUGAUCAGCGGGGACAUUUCAUUGGGAGCUGUCAUACAAGUGUUUCAACAUUCUGGUGUAUUUGAGAUGGAAAUAGAAAAAAUGGUAGACUUUAUCAGUGUUUACAAAACAAACACAUGCCAAGCCUCGUUCUACAAAUGGACAUUUAGCAGGUGUGACUGA